Molecule: messenger RNA, 1978 nt
Organism: Limulus polyphemus (Atlantic horseshoe crab)
Lineage: Eukaryota; Metazoa; Arthropoda; Merostomata; Xiphosura; Limulidae
Product: protein FAM8A1-like
Exons: 5
Coding region: 8-1000 (330 amino acids)
Source: RefSeq, a predicted model, not a curated record
ACACAAAAUGGUGGAUGUGGAAAACUCACGAAAUCGAAAUGGUAUUCGUUCCGAAGGGCGAACGGCCAACCAAAUUAAUAAUAGUACUACUAAUUAUGUGAAUGAAAACGUUACUUAUAAAACAGCAAGUGAAUAUGCUUCAACAGUAAAUCAAUGGCUUUGGCAAUGUUAUUACCGGCAGUGUUUUUUAGCCUAUUUUCCUUAUUUUCUUCUUCAAUCUGCUUAUCAUUAUCAAAAUACGAACACUGGAACAGGCGACGUAAACAGAAAUUUUCCUUCUCCUGUUUUUCCUACUCAACAUAAUCUUGGUAACACAGAUCUACAAAAUGUAAAUGCUCAACAAGCUGACGAUUUACCUUUUCAGAACCAAGCGCCUAGAAUUAAUGAACAAGAAAUUCGAGCUCAGCCUCAGCCAGAAAGAGGACAAGUAGGCUUACAGCAAGGUGUUGGAAGAGAGUUUUAUGUACCUCCUCUCUGGAAACGAUUUCUUGCAGAAGUUAUAGACUUUUUUAUCUUACUGGUGAUGAAGAUCAUGGUGACAUAUCUUGCAGCUGAGUUUGGUGUCAUAGACAUUGACAGAUAUGGCUCAGAAUUUCUAGAGGGAAAAAUGGAUUUUAAAAUGGCAUUUGAAAUGACCUCCGACGUUUUAACCCUUGAGGUUGCUCAUCGUAUCGUGGUGUGUUUAUAUGAGAUUGUCUGUCUCCAUCAUGGAUCUGGAGUUCCAGGUGGAGCUACUCCUGGGAAAAGUGUCUUUGGAUUAAGAGUGGUAUCUUGUCAAGUUAUUGAGGAGUUGGGUAAUGACAGAAUAAGGGUCAUCCCUGCUGGUGAUAUAGGGCUUGGAUGGUCAUUUAUUCGUUCCUUCGUCAAGAAUUUUUCCAUGGCCUUCUUUUUCCCUGCAAGCUUAACGGUGUUUUUCUUCAAUCAUAACCGUGCAGUGUACGACAUCGUCUGCAAUUGCCUAGUGGUUGAAGAUAUUCCUCGUCGGCAGAGGAGAAAUUAAUUGAGUAUUGUAACUAUUUUUUUUCCUAUCCCAGUGAGCAUGAAAUGAUGUCUGAGAUUAAAAUACAGAAACUUGGGAGUGUAAUUCAUAAAAUUUUACCCAGAUCUUAUUCAGAAGUCUUAUUGACAAUCCUAAAAAAAAAUUGCUGAUAAUAGAAAACCUCUUUUUUUUUUAUUAGACUUGUAAUUAAUUAUGCUGUCUGCUGCUCAAUAGAAUCUUUAUUAAUGUUAGAAGGUUUAAUGAAAAAUGUAUAUAUAUAUUUUAAUGUAGAUUAUGAUGAAAAGGAUGGUGUCUUUGCAAAAAAAUUAUUCUCUUUGACUUAAACAACAUACAAAACCAGUUUUUACUUUAAAAUUUUGAUCAUCUCUUCCAGAUAAAAUUUUUUUGAUAUGCUGGUUGUCGAGAAAGUUUGAAGGUUACAAAAACCUAUUUCCUUUGUAUUAUUUAUGGUGUUUCAUCAUCCUUUACCGUGUUUAUUAUUUGUUCUUUAGGUGCCGUUGUAUAUGGUAAUAAUAAACUUGAAAUGAUAAAUUCCGAAUCACUAACUAUGAAAGAGUUUGUACAAAAUAAAUGAUAAUGUUUAGAUUAUUGCUCUCCAGACAUUCCUUGUCAUGUCCCACCUAGUAGUUAGCUACUAUUUUCAGUUGUGUCGUAUGCGUUAUCUGUCAUUAAAACUAGAGAAGUCUUAUUCUUUUAUCCACAGACAACCACAUUGUAACGUGCAAAUAAACUAAACUGUUUCAAUUCAUAAUCGGAGUUCUUCUGUUAGAAAUGUUAUGUAAAGAAUAUAUCAAUAAAUUAUUUAAUUUCUGAUACAAUUAGUGGGUGGUGAUUAGUUGAUGAAGGUUUUUUUGAAGAUCAACCUGGCAAUGAAAUGAUAGAACAUGGUGUGCACCUUCUAACAUUUCAUCCCUAUUCGAUGACGAGGAACCCACUUUGAGACUAAUAAUGGCUGGAGACGGCUUGAAGGGUAAUGAA